AUGGACGGGUCCGCCGAGCCCCGGAUCCCGGGCCUGUGCGACACCUACCAGAACAACAUCACGGAGAUCAGUCUCACAGGGUCUCCUCUGUCCCACAGUGAGAAGUUGCCCGGGGAGUACUUCCGGUACAAAGGCAUCCUCUUCCCGUUGGGCCUCUAUUCUCCAGAGAGCAUCAGCACUGCCGGGGACAGCCAGGACGUGCGCAGCGACGACAUCUUCAUCAUCACCUACCCCAAGUCAGGCACCAACUGGAUGAUAGAGAUUGUCAGCUUGAUCCUCAAGGACGGGGAUCCCUCUUGGAUCCGCACAGUACCCAUUUGGGAGCGAGCACCUUGGUGUGAGACCAUCGUGGGAGCCUUCAGUCUCCCGAACCAGAACAGCCCCCGCAUCAGGAGCUCACAUCUCCCCAUCCAGCUCUUCAACAAAGCGGUCUUCAACGCCAAGGCCAAGGUGCCCAGGCGGGAGGGACUGCAAUUCGGCUCCUGGUUCGACCACAUUAAAGGCUGGAUUCGGAUGCAGGGCAAAGAGCACUUCCUGUUUACCACCUACGAGGAGCUGCAUCAGGACUUCCGUGGCUCUGUGAAGCGUGUCGCAGAAUUCCUGGGCCGGCCGCUGAGUCCUGAGGCGCUGGACUCCGUCGUGGCUCACUCGGCCUUCGGCGCCAUGAAGGCCAACUCGAUGUCCAACUACACGCUGCUGCCCCCCAGCCUGCUGGACAAUCGGCAGGGGGCCUUCCUCCGAAAAGGGGUGUGCGGCGACUGGAAGAACUAUUUCACUGUGGCCCAGAGCGAAGCCUUCGACCGCGUCUACCAGGAGCAGAUGCGGGGGCAGCCGACCUUCCCCUGGGAUGAGGCCCAAAAGGACGCCAGCGCAGACCCCGAUCCCAGCCCCUGUCAAGCCCCCGAGAGCCCGGACCCGUGGCCCUGA
Messenger RNA from Echinops telfairi (small Madagascar hedgehog), 927 nucleotides. It is a transcript of the gene SULT2B1, whose product is annotated as sulfotransferase family 2B member 1. The transcript has 6 exons. Gene Ontology annotation, molecular function: sulfotransferase activity. Lineage: Eukaryota; Metazoa; Chordata; Mammalia; Afrosoricida; Tenrecidae. The coding region runs from base 1 to 927 and encodes 308 amino acids. Gene Ontology annotation, cellular component: cytoplasm. Gene Ontology annotation, biological process: sulfation. The record is from RefSeq and is a predicted model, not a curated record.